GGCGCGGCCUCCGGAAGCGAGGGGGCGCUGUGCCAGGCGGCGGCCGUGCGGGGCGGGCGCGCUGCUCCUUCCGCCUCGCGGGCCCCGGAAGCGCGCGUGGCCGCCAUGGCGCGGAAUGUGGUGUAUCCCCUGUACCAGUUGGGUGGCCCACAACUUCGGGUGUUCCGAACCAACUUCUUCAUUCAGCUGGUGCGGCCUGGUGUGGCCCAGCCCGAGGACACCGUGCAGUUCCGGAUCCCCAUGGAAAUGACAAGGGUGGACCUCAGGAAUUACCUCGAGGGCAUCUAUAACGUGCCCGUGGCUGCUGUGCGGACACGGGUGCAGCAUGGCUCUAACAAGAGAAGAGAUCACAGAAACGUGAGGAUCAAGAAGCCGGACUACAAGGUCGCCUACGUGCAGCUGCCCUCCCAGACACCCAGCAAGGAGCAAAAUGGCCAGGGCAGCACCCUCUGUUUCUGGAGCAGCUGCAGCAAGGGGUGGUCAACCUGGGGGACCAGGGACCCCAGACCCGCUUGGAGCCCUGUGGGUGGCCGCAGCCCCAGGAAGGCUGGAUCCGGAGGACCGGCCAACAGGAUCGCUCAGGAUGGAAGUCUUCUACUCAACAGCUUCAGGAGUGCAGAGCCACAAGGCUGCAGGAGCCUGGGUCUCCAGUCACCUGGAGGAGACCCUGCCCACACCAUACUCAGACCACCCUCCCAGAAUGGUGACUGUGCAGAGAUGCACGCAUGUCGGCUGCACCCCACCAUCUUGGGGCACGGAAGUCCUGACCCCACAACCUCAGAAUGGGCCUGUCUGGAGGUGGAUCUUUAAGGAGGUACCAAGUUAAGAUGGAAUCAUUAGGAUGACCCUGAGCCCGUCCAACUGGUGUUUCUAUAAGCGGAGAUCAGAGCACAGACGCUGACAGGGCAACAGCCACGUGAGGACACAGGGAGAUGGCGGGGUCUGCAAGCCCAGGAAAGAGGCCUCAGGAGGAACCCGCCCCGCGGCACCUUGACCUCGGACUCUCUCUCUCACGCUGUGGUACUUUCUGACAGCAGUCCAAGAAGACUGAACUCGUCACCUCCCGCUCCGUUUCCCACCACCUCUGGCCUGCCUGGCCUGUUUCCUCCAGCCUCCCACCCCUCCUCGUCAGCCAGUUGAAAAUGCCCCUUUUCCCAGGACUGGUCUCUCCAUGGGCACCCCUGACCUCCAAAGGGAGUCCCACUGUGCCUCGCUUUGGGGGUAAUCAAGAUUGCCCCUCAGCCUCUCAGGCCCCUCCCUGCUCUUGGGUGCUGGAUGCCCUGGGGACCCUUCACCAAGUCGCCCUGCUGUGGCUCUAGCUGGGCAUGAACAGGUGCUGUCUCCAGAGCCCGAGGUCCUCAGAGGGGCCAGGCCCUCUGUCGUGGGAACAAGGACCCUAAGGCCCGGGAGGGGAGCGGCACACGGAGAACAGGCUGGGGACGUGGGCGUGAGCAGCUGGGCAUGAGCCCUGCCCGCUUUGUCCCCUGGGGAGCCUGGCCUGGGAAGCAUUAGCUUGGCCAGAGUCUCCCUGAUGGGAUUGGAAGCCCAGCCCUGCCUGGGAAGGCGCCUGUGGGCUGAUGGGGAUGGGGUGGCCGGGGCCCUGGGCUUCCAGGGUGCAUGAAGCUCCUGCCCACACAGGGAGUCAGGUUCCUGUCCUGUGCACCUGGAUGCUCCGGGAAGGACUGCCUUGGGGUCUGGCCACGAACUCCACUGGCUCCAGCGCUGCAGCCCCGCAGAAGGUGCUGCAGCACCCGCCCUGCCCAACACAGGCGCGGCUCUGGGGUCUGGCGUGGGCAGGGGAUCUGGCAUGGACCCAUCCUCUUGAGGGCCUCUGGCGUGGUGGGUGGCAGGCUGGGGAGAGGGCUGCUGCCCUCCUUCUGGGCCUCCCAGCCCUACAAGGGUGGCCUGGAAGGUGGGCAGUGCACCCUGGCCUGAGGUCCCAUGGGGAUGCAGCCAGUCCUCUUUAGAAGGGCCCCCUCCACCCCUACCCAUCAGCAUCCAUGGCCCUAGUACCAGGGAAGGAGGCCCAGGCCAUGGGACCCCUGGACCAACCAACCCAGCCAGUUCUGGAGCUACCCGGGGCACCCGAAGAGUAUGUCCCUCUGUUCCCAGGAGCCCCACUUUAGGGCCGUUUCCUGGGCUGACUCCCUGGCCUGCAAGCCCCCAGGUUGCUUACUAAGGCCAAACCCCCACCCAUGCCACUGACCGCCCCUGCUCUCUGUUAUCCAAAGCCCUCAGCUCCCUGUGCCCUCUGGGACACGGGGCCUCCUCCCUACAAGGAAAGCUGGGUCCCAAGCGCGACUCUGGCCUCUCCAUCCUGCCCCCCUGGCCACCCACCCCCUCGCCCUGUUUCUCUGUCCUGCAGGACUUCCUCUGGCUUUAUUGUUUUAAGUUGGUGGUUGGGCCAACAGCCAGCUUCAAUUACACUCCUCGCCUCCUCCUCCUCCUCCUCCUCCUUUGGCCCCUCCUCCACCUCUUCCAGCCCUUUUCUGCCCUAGGCCCAGGGGUGGGCCUUGGGCCACAGCUGACUGUGGUACCCAGGCAAAACAGCCCUAGGAAAAUGAUAACAGAAAAUAAUAAAAAUUAUUUUUCUCUC
This is a messenger RNA of Gorilla gorilla gorilla (western lowland gorilla), 2596 nucleotides long. It is a transcript of the gene MRPL23, whose product is annotated as mitochondrial ribosomal protein L23. Gene Ontology annotation, molecular function: structural constituent of ribosome. Gene Ontology annotation, cellular component: ribosome; mitochondrial large ribosomal subunit. NCBI's taxonomy places the organism in Eukaryota, Metazoa, Chordata, Mammalia, Primates, Hominidae. The transcript is spliced from 7 exons. Gene Ontology annotation, biological process: mitochondrial translation. Bases 106 to 810 code for a protein of 234 amino acids. The record is from RefSeq and is a predicted model, not a curated record.